AGCAAGGUCCACUCCUGCAUCGUCUUCAGUGCGCGCCGCAUCGCCCUCCUACCAACUCUCCUCCGCGACGUUAGUGCGUUACGAAGCGCCGCUCUGGCACUCGGAUAUAUUACACAAGGUGUAAUGCAGAGGCUGGUCGUGGUGGUGGUCGUGGUACUAGCGGCUUCGGGCGUGAAGUCCCUGCCUCGGAAUCCUCCAAAUGAAGCCCAGGGGAAGCCCAACAGCACCGUCGCCGUCGCUGAGCCCGACCCCCGCAGUAACUCGAAGACAUUCGUCGACGCCCAUGGCUCGGCCAUCGCCUCCCUGCCCGGCUCGCAGGUGUACCUCACGGACCCCCUGGACAUGAAUGGCGAUGGGCUGGUCCACCCUCUCGAGUACCUCCAGAGCAUCUUCCCCUUCAUAAGGGUCGUGGACAAAGACGAAGCCGUGGCGUCUGACGAUUACACAGCUACUCUCGUCCAGUACCUCCGGAAGUUGAUUCCAUUCUUCGGCUCAGACAAGGUUCACGGUUCCAACACUGAAAAUCCGGAUGAGGAGAAACCGGUGACCUUUUGGGAACAGUUACUAAUCUUACUCCUGAGGGAAACGAACAUCCUCCACGUCGACCGAACGGACACUGACGGCGACGGCGAACCGGAGAAUGACAUCACCAUGUCUUUCACGACCGUCAAGUUCGACCCCGUCGGCAACCUGAUCCAGUGGCUCAUCAACCUCAUCCGGGACAUUACCCAGUACGAGUCGCUGGAGAAGUGGUGGACUCGCGUGAAGCACGACUUCGAGAACUACACGCCCUACGAAGCGGAGGUGGUGGAGGAGAAGCCCGAGGGAGAGCCGCACGAGGGAGACCCGUCCGUGAUCGUCCCCAUCCCCUUCGGCUUCGGCUUCGGCUUCCCCCUGGGCUCCAUCAACGUCGCCAAGUUCGACCCGUUCGUCCUCGGGGCCAACACCGUCCUCUUCGUGCUGUACAAUGCGCUCUUCUUGGCCGCCUACCUCCGGAACUCCGGCCUCGAGAAUAUGUUCAACGAUUAUGAUUAUUAUGAUUAUGAUGAAGAGGGUGAAGAAGGAGAGGGCGAAGAAGGAGAGGAAGAAGAAGGAGAGGAGGAAGAAGAAGAGGGCGAGGAAGAAGGCGAGGAAGAGGGCGAAGGAGAAGAAGGAGAGGGCGAAGAAGGAGGUGGAGAACAAGCAGAAGGUGGAGGAGAAGGACAAGAAGAAGGAGGGGACGGAGGACAGGGCGGCGACUACCCUCAAUACGACCAAUAUGACUUCGAUCAAUACGACAACAACCAAUUCCCACAAUACGACAAUCAGUACGACACCCAAUUCCCUCAGUACAGCACCAACUUCGCCGUGUUCGACUACGGCGGCCGGAGGAGAAUGUCGCACCAGCCCCCUCGCUACCGCCGGCGACAAGACCGGAGGCCCAUCUUCAGCCCGGCGUCGACACCGAAGAAGGCCAGCGGCUUCGGGAAAGACCUAACCUUCGCCAACACGGACGGCCACGGGGUCAGCGGCGUGCACGGGAUGCUCACGCUCGGGUCGAUCUUCGGCAAGAAAAAGUGAAUUAAAGAAAAAGUAAAAGUAAAGAUUUCCACUGAGAAUGAGCAUUAAGGAAGAUUAGAUGUUAUUUUUUUCGAGAAUUAAGGAGGGUUAACUAUUGAGGAGGAUUAAAUUGAAUUAUUAAGGAAUACGCGGAUAAUGAACAUUAAAAAGGAUAAUAUUUUUUUCUCUACGACAAAAAAAUAAAUAAUGAUUCCAACGAAAAUGAACAUCAAAGAGAAAUAGAUAUUAGAUGAAAAUUAUUAGAAUCUGAAGCGCUAAAGGAAAAUUAUUGAAAUUCGAGUUAUACAAUUCAAAGGAUUAAAGUCUAAGAUUAUAAAUUAAAAGUGGUUCAACUUUACGACAUUAGACUAUACUUAGAGUCAUUAACUAAAAUCAUCAAAAUCCCGAACUAAAAGGAUUUGAAAGAUUUAAAUCUCACUCCUCGAAUAUAAAAAAUAAAACCUUAUACACUGAUUAAAACAGAAUUCAACUCCAAAACAAUAUUUAUAAAUGACCUAAAAUCCCAAUUAAUCAUUGUCUUGGGUUAAGAAGAUGCGUCUCUAGGUAUUAUAGGUUUUCUCUGAUUUCAAAGUAUCUUACUCUGUUCUCUUAGUAUUACUGUGAUAUGUUAUAGGGAAGCACAUAGACCCUGUGGCACCGUGAAAUAGAAUGUAUGAGUUUCCAUUACAUUCCCCAUAGCAUUCAGAGAGUGAAGUUAUCAUUUUAAAAGCUAUUACCAUAAAGUACACAAAAAAAUCUGGAAUCCGUAAAAUAAUUAACAAUAAUCAAAUACAUUUCGUUUUAUCCGUAGCUUAAAUAUGAACAUUCUAAAUCAUACGUUAUACCAUUCCAUAUUUUGGAUUGACAAAAAUUUUGACUACAGUCUCGAGAAUCUUCGCUUCUCAAGAAACACAUAUCAUAAUAUUCACUCCAGCAUUUAUAUCACCGACCAUUCACCAUUCAUGAAGAAUUCUGUGUGCCAUUAAUUUUGGAAAAUACAUGGUAGUAUGGGUAGAUUGCCUCUUUUUAGCUUAUAAGUUACGAAAAAAAAGAGGAAACAGGUGGUUGGAAUCGCCUUAAAUGUGGAUAACGGUAUUUGUUUACCUUUUUGUGCCUUUGUGUUGUAUACUCUUGAUUUUCUCACACUGUAGUCAUGUUACAGCAUUUAGGAAUUGCGUAUAUGUGUGGUUCUGUACAAAGUCAUUAUUUAUUUCAGUAUUAAGUAUUUAUUGA
Penaeus indicus is the source of this 2772-nucleotide messenger RNA. RefSeq lists its product as uncharacterized. The coding region runs from base 124 to 1560 and encodes 478 amino acids. The record is from RefSeq and is a predicted model, not a curated record. The transcript is spliced from 3 exons. NCBI's taxonomy places the organism in Eukaryota, Metazoa, Arthropoda, Malacostraca, Decapoda, Penaeidae.